Megalobrama amblycephala (Wuchang bream) is the source of this 1848-nucleotide messenger RNA. RefSeq names its product trace amine-associated receptor 13c-like. Gene Ontology annotation, molecular function: trace-amine receptor activity. Gene Ontology annotation, biological process: G protein-coupled receptor signaling pathway. Gene Ontology annotation, cellular component: membrane. The transcript has a single exon. The record is from RefSeq and is a predicted model, not a curated record. The coding region runs from base 541 to 1521 and encodes 326 amino acids. NCBI's taxonomy places the organism in Eukaryota, Metazoa, Chordata, Actinopteri, Cypriniformes, Xenocyprididae.
CUGUUCCUCCCAAACAUUGUUAAUAAAACAUCAUAUUUGGAACCUCUAAUUUGUUGGCUGUGUAUGCACCUGUACAGGCUGUGUUUUUGUCAUGUCAUUUUUAUUGUUACUCAAAAGCAAGGCCAUAGUCUUGAACAUUGGGAGGACUAAUAAAACGGUAAAGGAAAUUCUAUGUGUCUAAUUUUAGUUGGGAAAUAAUCAGUCUGAACUAUUUGCUUACAAUAUUUGGAUUUUUUUUUUUUUUUUUUUAGCCUAUGUUUUGUAUGAAUUUUAUGUGACACUACUCAGUCGAUCUCCCAGCUGUAUGUUCUUCUCCCUUGAUGCUGCCGGUCUUGGAAAGAGUCAACAUGUCAAGUGUAUAAAAAGGCAGCAUAGAUUGUAGCACAUCUUUAUUGUUGAGCCUCCAGGAGUGACUGUGUUUCAGUGAGGAGCAGUUCAGAGCUGUUGGGGUGACAAAUAGCAUCUUCAGAGAUCUGUGGUUAUGUAUACAUUGAACUUUAUUUGACACUAUGUUUGGAUGUUUUUUCCAAGUACUUCAUUAUGAAUCUCACAGCAGUGAACCAAACUGAUGGCUGUCAGGAAUAUUUCUGUCCAGAGAGAUCUGUUUCUUUAUCUGUCUAUGUGAUUCAGUAUGUGGCCGCAGCAGCUGUGGCUCUUCUGACCGUGUGUGGAAACCUGCUGGUCAUCAUCUCUGUUAGUCACUUCAAGCAGCUCCACACACCUGCUAACAUCCUCAUCCUCUCUUUGGCUGUGUCUGAUCUGCUGGUCGGAGUUUUUGUGAUGCCACUUCAUUUGCCUUGGCUCAUCGAGUCUUGUUGGAUUUUUGGACCAGUGAUGUGCUCAUUUUUAAAAUUUGUGAAUUUUCAAGCAACAAGCGUGUCUGUUCACACUGUGACUCUAAUCGCAGUUGAUCGGUUUUUGGCUUUAAGUUAUCCUUUUUUUUACUCUGAGAAAAUCUCACCCUCUGUGAUCUGCAUUGCAACUUUAUUUAACUGGCUGUUUUCACUCCUUUAUAACAUCACUCUUCUUUUCAUUAAUGGAAACUUCACUGAUGUCACAUGUCCAGGAGAAUGUGUUUAUAAUAUAGAUGAGGUUUCAUCCUUCAUUGAUCUCCUGGUUGUGUUUCUUGUGCCAUGUACACUCAUCAUAAUAUUAUACACUCAUGUUUUUGUCAUUGCUAAGAAACAUGCGACUGCUAUAAGAGCCCUUCAGGUUCACAACAGCACCUCUAAAAACAGAGUCAGUGACAAAUCAGAGCGAAAAGCUGCGAUUCUGCUGGGGAUUCUGGUCUUUGUGUUUCUUCUGUGUUUACUGCCAUAUUACAUUUGUUCUUUAGUGGUUUCAUAUAGUAAUGCUGAUGUGUUUUAUUUCAGAGAUCUUACUGUAAUAUCUUUCUUCCUGAACUCCACCAUUAAUCCCAUCAUUUAUGCCUUAUUCUAUCCCUGGUUUCAGAAAAGCUUAAAAUUAAUUUUCACAUUUAAAGUGUUUAAUAAAGACUCCUCUCUGAUGAAUGUGCAAUAAAUCAUUGAAUGUAGGACAAAAAAUGUCCUCUUUUUUUCUACGUUAUUUCAGGUGUACUUUAAUGCCUUUUCUUCAUUUUUUUGUUUGUUUUUAAACCUGACUGUGAAGACAUGGAUGUUGCUUUCAGUCAUACCAGUAUUGUAUAACAAUAUGAGUGGGUGAAUUUUUUUUCUUUUACGUCAACUCACUUAUUUCUAUGUAAUAAAAGGAAAUGUUGAAUAUAAUGGUAUAUACUGUAUAUAUAGUGUGUAUACUGUAUAUACUGUGCAUGUACUUAUGUAAGUGUUAGUGGCAGUAAGAGCACAAUUACCUAUAAAUAUUUUUGUA